Messenger RNA from Eriocheir sinensis (Chinese mitten crab), 1587 nucleotides. Its product is annotated as histidine-rich glycoprotein-like. The record is from RefSeq and is a predicted model, not a curated record. The transcript has 2 exons. Bases 1 to 1587 code for a protein of 528 amino acids. Lineage: Eukaryota; Metazoa; Arthropoda; Malacostraca; Decapoda; Varunidae.
AUGCCCAGCACGCCCCGCACCCACACACCAAGUGUCUCGUCACCCAGCACGCCCCGCACCCACACGACAAGCGCCUCGAUGCCCAGCACGCCCUGCACCCACACACCAAGCGCCUCGUCACCCAGCACGCCCCGCACCCACACACCAAGCGCCUCGUCACCCAGCACACCCCCGCACCCACACACCAAGCGCCUCGUCACCCAGCACGCCAGGCACACACACGUCAAGCGCCUCGUCACCCAGCACGCCACGCACACACACGUCAAGCGCCUCGUCACCCAGCACGCCCCGCACCCACACGACAAGCGCCUCGAUGCCCAGCACGCCCCGCACCCACACACCAAGCGCCUCGAUGCCCAGCACGCCCCGCACCCACACACCAAGCGCCUCGAUGCCCAGCACGCCCCGCACCCACACAUCAAGCGCCUCGUCGCCCAGCACGCCCUGCACCCACACACCAAUCGCCUCGAUGCCCAGCACGCCCCGCACCCACACACCAAGCGCCUCGUCGCCCAGCACGCCCCGCACCCACACACCAAGCGCCUCGUCACCCAGCACGCCCCGCACCCACACACCAAGCGCCUCGAUGCCCAGCACGCCCUGCACCUAAACACCAAGCGCCUCGAUGCCCAGCACGCCCUGCACCCACACACCAAGCGCCUCGAUGCCCAGCACGCCCUGCACCCACACACCAAGCGCCUCGAUGCCCAGCACCCCCCGCACCCACACACCAAGCGCCUCGUCGCCCAGCACGCCCCGCACCCACACACCAAGCGCCUCGUUGCCCAGCACGCCCAGCACCCACACACCAAGCGCCUCAUCGCCCAGCAUGCCCCUCACCCACACACCAAACGGCUCAUCGCCCAGCACGCCCCGCACCCACACGACAAGCGCCUCGUCGCCCAGCACGCCCCGCACCCACACACCAAGCGCCUUAUCGCCCAGCACGCCCCUCACCCACACACCAAGCGCCUCAUCGCCCAGCACGCCCCUCACCCACACGACAAGCGCCUCAUCGCCCAGCACGCCCCUCACCCACACACCAAGCGCCUCAUCGCCCAGCACGCCCCGCACCCACACGACAAGCGCCUCAUCGCCCAGCACGCCCCGCACCCACACGACAAGCGCCUCAUCGCCCAGCACGCCCCUUACCCACACGACAAGCGCCUCAUCGCCCAGCACGCCCCACACCCACACGACAAGCGCCUCAUCGGCCAGCACGCCCCGCACCCACACGACAAGCGCCUCAUCGCCCAGCACGCCCCUUACCCACACGACAAGCGCCUCAUCGCCCAGCACGCCCCGCACCCACACGACAAGCGCCUCAUCGCCCAGCACGCCCCGCACCCACACGACAAGCACCUCAUCGCCCAGCACGCCCCACACCCACACGACAAGCACCUCAUCGCCCAGCACGCCCCACACCCACACGACAAGGGCCUCAUCGCCCAGCACGCCCCGCACCCACACGACAAGCGCCUCGUCAGCGUGUCCAAAGCGGCGGUGACUCACGCGGAGCAGGACGAUGCCCUCCUUUCCCUGCACCAUCACCUCUCCUCCAACACCUGGCCUCACCUAGAAACCUGA